Molecule: messenger RNA, 1073 nt
Organism: Gastrolobium bilobum
Lineage: Eukaryota; Viridiplantae; Streptophyta; Magnoliopsida; Fabales; Fabaceae
Product: oxoglutarate-dependent flavonoid 7-O-demethylase 1-like
Exons: 4
Coding region: 3-1073 (356 amino acids)
Source: RefSeq, a predicted model, not a curated record
CUAUGGAACUAACAUCUCUUCCUGUGCCCUUUGUUCAAGAAAUAGCAAAGGAGACACUGACGGGAGUUCCAGAGCGUUAUGUUCGAUCACAACAUGAACGUCCAAUAUUAUCUAAUAAUAUUCCUUUACCCCAAAUUCCUGUCAUUGACUUCAGCAAAUUGUUGUCCCAUGAUCUCAAGGAUUCUGAGUUGGAGAAGUUACACUCUGCCUGCAAAGAAUGGGGUUUCUUUCAGCUGAUUAAUCAUGGAGUCAGCACUUCAUUGUUGGAAAGUGUGAAGAAAGGUAUUGAAGAAUUCUUCAAUCUUCCAAUGGAAGAAAAGAAGAAGUUUGGGCAGAGAGAAGGAGAUGUUGAAGGAUAUGGUCAGGUUUUUGUGGUUUCUGAGGAACAGAAAUUGGAGUGGGGAGAUAUGCUUUACAUGUUCACUUUGCCACCACAGAUGAGGAAACCCCAUUUAUUCCCAAGUUUGCCUUUACCAUUCAGGGAUGAUUUAGAGACCUAUUCUGUAGAAUUGAAAAACCUUGCUAUCCAGGUCAUUGACCUUAUGGCAAAUGCCCUCACAAUGGACACCAUGGAAAUGACAGAGACCUUUGGUGCAGGGACUGAAUCAAUGAGGAUUAAUUAUUACCCUCCAUGUCCUCAACCUGAGCUUGUGAUGGGUCUCAAUCCUCAUUCUGAUGCUGGUGGCCUCACCAUCCUUCUUCAAGCCAAUGAAGUUGAAGGUCUUCAAAUAAAAAAAGAUGGACUAUGGAUUCCUAUUAAACCCCUUCCUAAUGCCUUCAUCAUUAACAUUGGAGACCUGAUGGAGAUUAUAACUAACGGAAUUUACCGAAGCAUCGAACAUCGAGCAACUGUUAACUCCAAGAAGGAGAGGAUUUCCAUAGCCACGUUCUACAACCCUAGUGUGGAAUCAACUAUAGGUCCAGCACCAAGCCUUGUUACUCCAAAAACACCAGCGGUGUUCAGAAGAGUUAGUUUCACAGAAUACUACAAAGGUUACUUAUCACGAGAACUUCGUGGCAAAUCAUUCCUUGACACCAUGAGGAUUCAAAAUGGAAAUGAAGAAAGCUCCUAG